Messenger RNA from Mytilus californianus (California mussel), 465 nucleotides. RefSeq lists its product as uncharacterized. The coding region runs from base 1 to 465 and encodes 154 amino acids. Lineage: Eukaryota; Metazoa; Mollusca; Bivalvia; Mytilida; Mytilidae. The transcript has 2 exons. The record is from RefSeq and is a predicted model, not a curated record.
AUGGGCUUUGCCGGUGGUGGUCUUUAUACUCUAGCAGGCUCGGCUGCUGAAUACGUAUGUUUACCACCAGAUCCAAAUUAUAUAAAGAAUAGCGGACCAGACUAUGGUCGUAUGUAUGGUGCAGAAGUAAUCGGCAACUUCUUUGCUUCUAAUUCUAACGCCCAGGACGUCCCUUGUGCUAACUGUAGAACUCAUCUCUCAACCUCUGUCAUAAUGAUUCCUGGUAAGAAUACAUGUUACAGUGGCUGGAAGGAAGAGUAUAAUGGAUACUUGUCGUCCGUAGCAUAUAGUCCUGCAGCUGCGUCUGCUUACGUAUGUGUUGACAUAAACCCAGAGUAUAUCAUUGGUGGCGUGAAUCAGCACUAUGGUAAAUUGUUCUUUGCUGUUCUUACCAAAUGCGGAUCUCUAAAAUGUCCACCGUAUAUAAACAAUUACCCGCUGACAUGUGUAGUUUGUUCUAAAUAA